GGCGGGGCCCGGGGACCGCACCGCCGCAGCCGCCUGCUCGCCACUCGCCGCCGCCGCCGGAGAGGCCGGUGACCUCCUGGCCGCCCGCCCGCCCGCCCGCCGCUGAGCUCCGAUGGCUCAGGCCAAGAUCAACGCCAAGGCCAACGAGGGCCGCUUCUGCCGCUCCUCCUCCAUGGCCGACCGCUCCAGCCGCCUGCUGGAGAGCCUGGACCAGCUGGAGCUCAGGGUGGAAGCUUUAAGAGAAGCUGCAACUGCCAUUGAGCAAGAGAGAGAAAUCCUCCUGGAAAUGAUCCACAGUAUCCAGAACAGCCAGGACAUGAGGCAGAUCAGCGAUGGAGAAAGAGAAGAAUUAAAUCUGACCGCAAACCGUCUGAUGGGACGAACCCUCACUGUGGAAGUUUCCGUGGAAACCAUUAGAAACCCCCAGCAGCAGGAAUCCCUGAAGCACGCCACCAGGAUUAUCGAUGAAGUGGUCAGUAAGUUUCUGAAUGAUUUGGGAAAUGCCAAGAGUCACUUGAUGUCGCUGUACGGUGCGUGUUCGUCUGAGGUGCCGCCUGGGCCAAUUGAUCAGAAGUUUCAAUCCAUAGUCAUUGGCUGUGCCCUUGAGGAUCAGAAGAAAAUUAAGAGACGCUUGGAGACUCUGCUUAGAAAUAUUGAAAGCUCCGACAAGGCCAUCAAGCUGCUAGAGCAUUCUAAAGGACCGGGCUCCGUAGCUCUGCAGCAGAAUGCCGACAGCAGAUUCAAUUAGUUUCCAAACCGGAGAGCAACGCUGUGCAAAGGAUGACAUGCUAUCUUAAGUGAUAACUACUUCUUUGUUAGGCAUAACCACUCAUUUGAUAAAGAUGAAAAUAUUCCGGUGUCAAUCAGUUUUAUGAAUAACAAUUAAAAGUAGAAAUAUUUUAAUUAUCUUCCUGUAAGUUUUUAGAUUGAAUUGUCUUCUAGGAACUAGCACCCAACAUAAAUAUAUAUGUAUUUUUUACUGUUCUGCGGAUCAAUGCUUCGUAUGUGGGGGAAGUACGUGCUCAGCUAUGGGUAAAAAUCACUGUUCUUACAGUGGCUUUGUCUGGUGUGGAGACACAGGGGCAUGUGUGGCAUUUGGUUGACUAGAAAGCUUUAUCAACAGCACAUGCACAUUUCCUGUUAGCCAUGCAGUGUGAUUACAGGGAUAAAAGGAAUCACACAGUAAGAACCUUUCCCUGCAUUCUCUCAUUCAGUAGUGUUUUUAGAUAUGCAUGUCAAAUUAUUUUGAACUUAAAGAUUUACACAUCUCAUAAUAGGAAUACAUUUCUUGAUAUUCAUGAAAAUAUGGCAAAUGAGAAAAUUCACAUCUGAUUUUACCACUGUGAACAAUUAUAUAUUUACUUCAUCUUUUCCACAUGGAUCAUUUCUCUAAAAUGUUAAUUACUAUGUAAAUACAAUGUUGUAACUUGCUUUUAAAAAUAAUUAAAUGCUGCUAUAAAGUCCACUUAAAUUGUCAGCUUAAAAACCGACUUACCCAGUCCCCUUACUAGACACUUGUUUACAGUUUGUUGCCAUUACUACAUAGAGCUUUUCCAUUCUUCUUGUUUUUUCUUUUGUUUUUAUCAAUUUUUAGCAGUGAGUGAAAGGUUAUAUACAAUUCAUGGCCUGACAUAAUUCCAGUUGUUUUUCUUUGUCUAAGAGUUAUCAAUUUAUACUGUCUUCAAUAAUUAAAAUGUAGCUAUUUCACUGAGCUUUCCAGCAUUAAGCAUUUUUCUAACAUUAGAUAUGAAACAUCUUUAGUUUGCAUUUUUUUUACUAACAAAGUUGACUAGUAUAUUAUUUUUAUCUGUAACAAAUGAAGCAACUAUAGAAAACUUUUAUUUAUUACUAGUGUUAUUGACAUACAAAGCCCUCAACUUUCCCAAAUGCUAAUGCAAAACAUAUAUUUCAAACUCGAUUUUUAUUGGAGCAUAAGUAUUCUUUCACACUGGGAAAAAAGUUAAGAUCCAGAUAUUUAUGUCAGUGUAUGUGUGUGUGUGUGUAUAUGUGUAUAUAUAUAUAUAUAUAUAUAUAUCAAUUAAAACAAUUCUGAGCUUUGUUUUCUGGACAAAAAUGCCCAAUUAGUCUCUCCAUAAAAAGCAAUUACAAUUUAAGGAUAUUCAUGGCUGUGUUGAUUGCCAGCCCCAAGUCCUCAUUUAAAUCUUUCCAUUUCAUGGGGAACAUUCAUUCUCACUGAUAAUGGUGGCAGACUCUUGAUUUGCUAGCAGAUUCUAAUUUGCUGUUAUAGGUUCACUGUCAGAUAAAGAUUUUCUUUUUGUGCCAUCUGUUUAUCAGCUUUUUGAAAAUUAAGAAACAGACGAUCAAGUUUUCCUCAAGUUCUCAAGGACUGUCAGCAUCUGUACAUCCCAUCUAUUUGGGGAAAUAAGUACUCCCCCUUUCCACUGACUCCUCGUCAACCCGGGACUGGACCACAAACUGCCAGCGCAGUUUCUAUCUCAUUCUUUACAAUGAAGUUUAUUGGAGGGUAUUCCUUGUCACAGACUCAGAGCUGUGAUCUGCUGUCUCCAAGCUGUGUCCGUCCCUGGUCCGCUGGCCUCCAGCCUGAGCCAUGUUCAAAGGGCAAUGACCUCAGUGGAUUCUUAUUUAUUUUUAAGAAUGGAAGUGUGACUUAUUUUCAAAUGAUGAAACUCCGAAGUGUCACAACUCUACCUUUAUUUAAACUGUCUUCUUUUAUGUAGGUAGUAGAUUUGGACUGUAAGGGAAUUCCUACUAUGUUUUGUCUAUGUCGAUAUAUUCCCUAACGGCUGUAAUUGGGAUCGGCUGUAAUUUCUAGAAUGUAAUGUACAAUUUCAGGGCAGCCCUUUGCUAUCCCUCAUGAGCACUGCUUCCCAGUGGUGUUCCCAAGCCCACCCUAGCUCCUAGGUGUGAGCCCGCAGGACCUGCAGAGGAGCUGACAAGGGCUGUCAGUGCUGCCCAGGUAGAAAUCUGGCAGGUAGAGAAUUGACCCUCCUGAUAUUUUAAUGUAGGGAUCCCUGACAUUGACAAAAAUCCCUGGAUGUGAACUGUUGGCCUCCAGCUCUGUUCCCCUCCCAGAACCAGUAUUGCAUCCCCCAUGGUUUGCUGCUGUUGACUAAUGAGUUUGCCGACCAUGCUCUAGGCCAGCGGUCGUCAACUGGUGGUCCGCAGACCACUGGCGGUCCAUAAGGUUGGCGACCGCUGCUCUAGGUACCUGUAUUCUGUAUGGUGGGUCCUCCUUUUAAUUUAAUGAAACAUUAGCCAAUGAGACUUUCUGCAGAGGGACAGAGUGCAGGCAGGCAGGGCCUUUAGUCUAGUACCCUGACUCAGAACUCACCCUAACCAAGGGAUCAACCCUGUUUGAUAUUUUAAAACUGGAAAGCAUGAAAGAAUUUAGCAACCAUUGAAAGAAGCAGAGUAAAGAUCUGGCUCACCAAAUUAUAUGCAAUAAUUUUUAACUAGGAAAUAUCCGUGCAUCUGUCCCUUUCACAUGGCUGUGAUAAACACUCAUAUUUUUGGAGUGCAUCCACAUGAUAAUGGUAUUUUUGAAAGAUGGAUUUUACAAUUAUUCAAAAACAAUAAUGGAAAGUCAGAGCUGAAUAGGCAAGACAAGGACAGCAGUGAGCUUGAACUUUUUGCCUGUCUAACUCAUACAACAAGCAAGCCAAAUGAAAUGCACCUUCCUCUUAGGGACACAACCACAUUCUUAAGUUUUCAACAUGAAACUAAGGGUAGACAGCUUGAAUUGGACCACACACAUCUUUCAAUUACCCACCUCAAACCACUAAAUAGUGUAGCAAAUAUGCCUCUUUUGCAUGUAGUGGGCAUUCAGAUCACUUUGGCAGUCACAUGUUUGGUGAGAAGCCAAUUUCAGUAUCUAGUCCAACGUUAAUAUGCCAUAUUCCAGGGUGACCAGAACAGGUUAAAUUAGGCACAGAUUCUGCAGGAAAUUUGACAAAGGAAUCAGAAAAGCCUGAAAAACCUGGGCUUGGACUUAGGAUUCGGAUCCAGGGAAUAUUAUGUCCCAAAUGUAACCGUCAGAUCUUAGGUCUGAAGACAAUACUAGACCUGAGACGACAACGCAGAGGCCAUAAGCUUUGCUGCUGGGAGACCUGGCACAGGCCUCCCACCCUCUCUUACUGCAGAGGGCCCCAGGCACAUCCCUGUCCUCCCCAGCUGUAAAGUGGGGUGAGAAUGCGCCUGUUAGGAACUUCAGGAGAUACAGCAUGCAAGGUACCUAGCAUAGUAGCUAACAGAAAGCACUUGUUAUAUAAAUUAGAACUAUAUUUUGUACCACAGAACAAAGUAAAUAUAUUUUUUGGCUUGGGGGAGGGGCUGGUGAGAGAUGCUCAAAGCACAGGAAAAUAACUUUAAACAGACUGAUACUAAUAGAAAUAGAAAAAAAAACUUAAGUUUCAAAGGAAAAAUUGCUUUGAAACUAAGUUUCAAAAAACCACAGUGCUACUCAAUUGCAUUAAAUAUCUACUAUCAAUAAAAUGAGUAUGCUAAAUAUUGGCAGAGUAUUUGAAAUAUGAAAUAUUCUUAAGUUGUUUUGCUUUUUAAAGAAGUCAUACCUUUUAUAUUUGGUUCCACACUGGUGAUACAUAUCACACAAAAUUCAAGCGUUGAAAUGCAUUUAUUUCUUUAAUUAUUGGAAUUAAUCUUUCAUGAAAUUUUUAUUAAGUAGUAUAUUUUAAAUUAAGCUCAUACGCAUAAUUGCAACCCAAUAGCAAUACAAACAAGUGAUUUUUCAUUCAGAUUUACAAAUUUAGUAGUAACAAAAUAUAGAAGGGGUUGAGAUUUCCUUUUAAUCCAAAGUUUUUAUUUUUAAGACCAUCUACGAGCAUCUAACUAUAGAUAUUUAGGAGAAGAAAAGGUAUACGAAUAAAAGUUAUUAUAGCAAAUCCAUCCAGUUACCUGGGAAUUAGGUAACUGGGUAUUUUAGAGUCCACCGUGGUUUUAAAUGGUUUCUGUUAGCAAACAAAUUCACUAGUAAGAUAAGCUUACAUGUUUUAGGUUGAAAACUUAAAGCAUGAGAACAGUACACAUGAUAUUGGUGAUCGUAACUAAUAGUUAAAACUGAAUAAAUAAAUAAAAAAACUGAAUAAAUCUACCUGUUCAUUAGAUUGUGCAGUGUGGGAACUUUUUAUAGUUCACUUUGUCUUCAGAGAAACAGAUUAUUUAGUAAUGGGAGCACUUCAGCAAAUUACCAGUUAACUAUUUCAGAGGUUUUGAAAGGAUGCUCUCAAUAUUUUACAUUAAAAUAGUUCACUAUAAGUUGGGACAUUAGGUCCUGAAGCCAACUACUCCUUCUGAGAUCUUCAGAAUGGACUCCAAUCCCUGAGUCACAGGCUCAGUGGGUGCAAUGAUGAGCGUUUUUUCUGCACUGAGUUGCCAACUUCUGAAACAAGCAUCUAACUCCACAGGGAGAAAAGGUGUUCACUCUCUUUUUGCAGUGUCACUUGUACUUUAUUUUUAAAAAGUAUAUGUGGGUUAUCAACUUUGGGCAGGUGAAAAGAAAACCUUUAGCCUGGUUUUAUUUAACUAUAUUGCCUUAUCUGUGCUAUUCUGUGUGCUACUUAAUUCAAUAGGCAACUGAAGGAGGGAAAGGAAACCUCAGGAACUUUAAAAUGUGGCAGUUGCUACAGAGCUAUAUGUCUGAAUGCUAAAAAUUAGCCAUUAUGUAAAAAUUACAUUAGAGCACAAAUGUACAACCUCCUAGAGGCUUACACAAGUUUUCUUUAGCAACCAUGGUUCGUUAGAAACUAAGAGUAAAGUUAUUUAAAAGAAUUAAAGGUCUUCGGGGGGGGGGGGGGGGAUUAAUGUUAAUUUAAGUUUUAGAAUUAAUUAAAUUGAGAACUUAUAAUGAUUAUGGUUAAAUUUAGAAUACAGAAGUGCAAAUUAAAAACUCAAAUGUGCAACAAAGAUUUCUCUUCGGUUCUUGAAAAAAAGAAAGACAAAACUAAGUACAUAAAAUUAUAUUACAAAUAUCAGGGGAACUGCAACCAUCAGAGAUUACACUUUUUUAUAUGGAACAGUAACAACACAUUUAAUUAACAUGAAAUACAACUACAACAUAUUACAUAAUGUGAUUUUUCUGUACUAAAAACCGUAAGACUAUUUGAUGCAAAAUAUAUUUUGUGCAAAAAUUAGAGACUAUAUUUCAAGAGAGCAGAAAAGAAAAGGUGAAUCACUAGCAGGUAUCCAUUGAUAGGAGCUGAUUUUUUCCCAACACCUAUCCCACUGCCAGCAAGGGGAGUGAUGACAACUGGUGACAUAAAAAUAAACAUAUUACUUUGAAAUACGUAAUGUCAGAUUAUUUCAGUAUUCCGAAAA
Messenger RNA from Pipistrellus kuhlii (Kuhl's pipistrelle), 6312 nucleotides. RefSeq names its product BAG cochaperone 2 (gene BAG2). Lineage: Eukaryota; Metazoa; Chordata; Mammalia; Chiroptera; Vespertilionidae. Gene Ontology annotation, molecular function: protein-folding chaperone binding; adenyl-nucleotide exchange factor activity. The transcript is spliced from 3 exons. Gene Ontology annotation, biological process: protein stabilization. The record is from RefSeq and is a predicted model, not a curated record. The coding region runs from base 113 to 748 and encodes 211 amino acids.